CCCCAACCCCAACCAACCCACUCCCUCCAUUGGGAGCCAGAAGGGAUUCCUGUUGGGAAUACAAGCCCAGCAUCAGCAGACAGCUGGAGGGAUUGACCCUGCAAGGAAGAAGAAGGAGAAGAUCACUCCCACUGCCUCCACCACCACCAACCACCCCCGGGUCCUCAUCCAGUGUCAGCCGUCAGUGACCUGCAGCCAGAGCUGGUUGGGAUGGAAACGUCUUAAAAGUCAGCCGUGCAAAAGAAAAAGGAGAAGGAUCAUUUAAAUUCAGGAGAGGGACUGCUCGGCGUGCAUUUGUCACAUCCCACGUGAAAUAAGUGCUUCGGAUCCAAGUGCUUUCUGGUUAGAAGGUGUGUUUCCUUCUGUCUGGCCCCGGAUCAAAAUCAAUGCUGAGAAAUCUAAUAUAAGGACAGGUUGGUUCGCCACCUGCUGAGCAGAUCGUGUUUGUGUGUCUGCAUGUGUGUGUGGUCUUUGUACUAGUCCGUGUAUCGGUGGUGGGAUUGGAUUAAUACAACGAAGAUAUUUCAAGGUGGGAGCAGUCAAAUCUGAUCCUUUGGCUGAAGUAACAUAGAAACUGUUGAGAAAUUGUUCGCAGCCUUCAAGUCUUUGUCAAUGAUGUGUGACCACAAUAUGAUGAAACACACGCAGAUCAUUGUCUGCUGAUUCUUGCAGGAACGCGGCACUUAAUAUUGUGUCUGGAAAUCUGAACAGCACAUUGUCUGGCUGUUUUCCCAGUGAAGAUGGCAAGUGUACAAGGAGCUUUGAGAGUGAUGGAUGGAAUAACCUUGGGUGAAGUAAUGGUGAAAAAAGAGCCCCUUUGUGAUGCAGUAGGAGAGAGAAGCAACACAGGAAAGGAAUUGAAUGGUAGAAUUACAAAUGUGCCCAAAGCCCACGGGGUAAAGCAGGAAUAUGGACAAGCCCCGGGAGAGGAGGAGACAACAUGUACAGAUAUGAUUAUGUCUAAAGCGUGCCUGCUGUCUGGAGUCCGUCCAUUGGAUCUUAACCCAGCCCUGAAACACACGUUGGCACAGUUCCAUUUGAGCAGUCAGAGCUCUCUUGGUGGCCCAGCAGCAUUUUCAGCACGUUGUUCCCAAGAAUGUAUGUCACCAGGAGUGCUUGUCCCCAUGAGAUCACCCCCUGCACUGCCAGGCCCACUGCUUAUACCCUCGGACAGUUCAACUGAACUCACGCACACCUUACUGGAGAGGGAGACUAUUUCGUGCUUCGUGGUCGGUGGAGAGAAGAGACUAUGUUUGCCACAGGUCUUAAAUUCAGUGCUUCGAGACUUCUCUCUACAACAGAUCAACGCUGUCUGUGAUGAAUUGUACAUUUAUUGCUCAAGGUGUUCAGCAGAACAACUACAGAUUCUCAAGGUCCUGGGUAUCUUGCCUUUUAAUGCUCCAUCAUGUGGACUUAUAACCCAGACUGAUGCUCAGAGGUUAUGUAAUGCCCUUGUUCAUCCUGGUAUCCUCCCCCCUGAAGCCAACAGACUCCCGGGAAAAGCGUGCCUUUCCCAGCUACAGAAUGGUUCCAGCUUUGAGGUGGAGCAUUGGUGUCUUGGGAAAUGCCAAGGUUUAUUUGUGCCACAUUUUUACAAUCACCCCGAUGCUGCCUGUAUUCAGUGUCUGGACUGCCACAUGAUGUUUUCUCCCCAGAAGUUUGUGUUGCAUUCGCACAGGUUGCCAGAUAAGAGAACCUGCCACUGGGGCUUUGAUUCCGCCAAAUGGCGCUGCUAUGUGCAGCUGAGCCGUAAAUAUGCAGAAACAGCUGAUGAAACAUUUUUUAAACAAUAUCUUGAAGAAAUGAAAGAGCGUUUCAACUUCAGUAACCAGCGAAAAAGGACGCUUGUGAAGCAGUCUGUCUCGGAAGAACAUCAACCGAAGAAGGCACAGUUAGAGCAUGCCGGUUCUCCAGAUGAAGUGUCUGAGAAAAGCUUUGACAGAAAGAGUGAUUCUCAGCGCACCCUGACGUUCCAGCACUGGUAUCCGGUCAUCAAACAAGAAGUCGAUCAUCUGACUCAGCCACAUCCUUCAGUGAUCCAUCCAAGAGAUGCCACCAAGUCGGUGAAUAAAGAAUCCGUGAUGGACACGUCAACAAGUUUGGAAGAGGAGGUGAAACAUCAGAAGGAAAAUGUGAAUAAGAAGCUGAAUUCCUAUUAUGCAUCAUCUCCAGAGGAGGAAGGAAGCAACACUUCACUUGCAGAUUCUUACAGUUCAUGUCACCAAGCUUCAGAGUCUUCCAUUGCAGAUGAAGAGUACAUCAAAUCUGAAAGUUUCAGCAACAAAAAUAAGGAGGGGAUUCUCAUGGACCUAAAUUGCAAUUCAUCAAGUAUUGAUAAAGAGACUCGUAAUUCUUCUCUGCACAUCGGAAUGAGCACAGAAGAGGAGAAUGAAAAAAUAGUGGAACAAAUCAUGAAAACGUACUGUAAACAGCAGGAGAAGUUGAAUACCACUGUUCACCAGAAGAAGCAUUUGCAAAUGGAAGUGGAAUUAUUGCAAGUGACAAAGAGGAUGAAACUCAAAGAAUUGACUGAGGAGAAGCUCGGGCUGCAGCAAGAGCUGGAUUCUCUGCAGUCUGACCAUGCACAGAGAAUGAGUGCAGCUCACGAUGAACAGGCAGACUUAGAAUGGCGGCUGGAGCAGCUGAAGCAAGGCUGUUUGUGUGAUCGUACUACAGAAAAGAGCCAAGAGGCUGAGUACACUGCACAGUUAGCCGAGUUGAGACAAAGGCUGGACCGAGCAGAAGCAGAUCGCCGAGAACUUCAAGAAGAGCUGAGAUGUGAGCGUGAAGCACGAGAGAAACUGGAAGCUAUGGUAAAGGAACUGAAACUUCAGAUCUUAGAAACUUCCAGAAAUAAAGCUGGCACUGAGGUGAACUCUGUAGCAGACUGAUGAGAACAAAAUCUCCUCUGAGGCACCAGCAAUUUUAUGUGAAGUAAUUUUUUAGAAUUACUUACAAAAGAGAUUGGUGAAUUCAAGUCUUAAAUCUACACUGAAAGGAAUCUGUGCAACUGAAUAACAAUUGUUUUGGAGAGACUGGAGUUAAUUGUAAUUCAGUUUAGAGCAAAAAUCUAGAAAGCAAAGUUCAAACUAAUUGAGUUUUGUAUAUAUAUAUAUAUAAUGCACACGUUCUAUAUCUACACAAUAAAAUGGCUAAGCAUGGGAGAUAUGUUAUUUGAUAACUUUUGAAAAUUUAUAUGCAUGUAGAGCCAGUUAAACAUCAGAACUUGUUCUCUGUGCUCUUUCCCAUUGCCUUUAUAAAUGGCUUUUGUUAAAAUCACCAAUUGCAUCGGUCCCAGUGCUUUGUUCGUUGCCGAAUCCUGUUGACUUCAUAUUUGCACAAUAUGCAGGAAACUUGUUUUGUAAUUUAUUGCAGUUCGGUUGUUCAGAAAACUUCAAACUUUAUUCUCUGGAUUUGCAUGUGUUCCUUAUUGCUGCUCCUACCCCUCAGUUCCUCUGCAUCGAUCGCUCCAAUAUACAGGGCAAGCCGGGGGGCGGGGAGGGGAAGGUUUAACUUUGGAUGGUCCAAAGGGAUGUGAUUUGCAAACAAAGAGAUUACAAAGGCCUUGGAGUUCUCUUUUCAAAAGGCAUAUGUGAUCCCUAAAUUAUUACAUCCAAUUCGAUUUAUCCAGAAAGUGUGAAAUAUAUAAACUGUAGCAGGCAUGGCUAUGGUUUUGCAUAGUUUCCUCUUAAAAAAUAGUUCAUUUAAUAUGAACAAGCUUUUUUUUUUCUACAGGUUCUUUCCUUAUUUCCCUACGCUUUCUUGAGUGGACUGCACUGGUUCCUGAGGCACUGUUGCCUGAGGAUACCAUUUCCUUUGCAACUUGCUGGAUGGGAGCCAUGCCAUUGAGUGCUAUUAGACUCUUUAAACCAUUCACACUUGAGCCUGGUUGUGUGCUCUCGAGAUCCACAAAUGUCUCUUGCAACUGAAGGGCCAUUGGGCAUUAAUCAGAAGUAGAUCCUUGACUGGUUUGCCCCCUUGUAAACUGGGGGAGGUAAGGCUAAUUGCAGACCCUUUGAGGCAGUUGAAAUUAGCCAACGCAACAUCAGUUUCGCACCUUGGUCUAUACGACAGGGAGUGUGUUGUCUGUAACAAAUCACUUUAAUUGAUUUUACAGUGACCAAUGACAAACGUUUGAUCACUUCUCUAAAAUAAUAGCUGAAACUGAAAGAAAAGAAUAAAUGGACAUUUGGAAACCAAAAUACUCAACGAUAUUGGUGUUAAUGCAGCUGUUGAAUCUACUGGUACACUGGCUUUUCACUGCAGAUACAACUUGUAUGCUUAAAUAUAUAUAAUACACAUGGACAAAGGGAUUAUUUUAUUGUCAACUUGCUUUAAAAUUAUUGAUCUGAGCAUUACCUCUUUUCUGCUGCUAUAGUGACACAAAUUUAGAUUGCACCAUUCAGAUUCAAUAUUGCGUGACAUUACCACGUGGAUGCUGGUGUGAUAAGUAACUAACCAUUUUAUUGUUUUAACUCCUAUUCAGAAUUCAUUGUUUUAAAACUUAAUGCCUUGUUGUCCCUUCCACACCAGUUAAGGUAUCAAUCAGUGGAGGUUUGGCAGUCUUGAUUUUCAUGGUGACAGAGACGGAGGACUGCUAUUUGAAUGAGUUUCCUAUUGGCUUGAUCUAUUGUUUCAUGUUUUACUUCACGGUUUCUGUACUUUGAUCCAAGGCACAUGAAGGGAUAUGAAAAUUUGUAUCACUUGGCAAAUAUUUAUAUGACUAUAGUUCAGAUAGAUUCUUUGCCAUUAAAAGAACUUGACUUUUUGUAUAUAAAAGGUUCCUCUUGGCAUAAAUUUACCUAACACCAGCAUUUAAAGGACAGUACUAUCUGUUAGUAAGGGUGCUCUUAACUGCUAAAGUUACUGUUGCAUUCUUUUCCUGUGUAACGGUGACUUGUGGGUUGAAUUUAAAAGUACCACAACUUCAAAAAUACAGAUAGACGAUUAAAUCAACAAAAUAAUGUGAAAACAAAUGAUUUGUUUGUGAGACACAAAUUUUGAAUCUGAUUAUUCAGCUAACAAAAUUAACUCAUUAUCUUAAAAGUUAACACUGGAGUUAAAUUGAACACCACAGUUAUAGGAUUCUUUGCUUUUCCAUUUACUUUGUGGAAAAAGUAGUAUGGAGAUAUAAUAUUCCUUGUUCAUCAGUGAAAACUUCUAACAUUUUACAUGACUUUGUUGUAAGAUUCGGCAGGAAGCACAGUGACUGUUGCAGGACGGUACCGUGAAAGCACAAAUACAAACUUUUUGAUGUCUUUAAUCUUGUUUUCUCUGCGUGAAGCUAAUUUAAUUCUUCUGUUAUAAUCAGCACUGCUUGGCAGCAAGGAAAUCAAAAGGAGGAGAUAACGUUUAAAUCACGGUGGUCGUAGAUUUGAUUCCUUUUUUCUGAUUUUAGCCAAUAAACAUGGGACAACAUAAAACAUAGAACAGUAUAGCACUGGAAAGGCCAUUCAGCCCAUGAUAUUGUGCUGAUCUUGAAGCCAAUUUAUACUAAAUGUCUUCUUCCUGUGUAUCAUCCAUAUCCCUCCAUUCCCUUCAUGUUCAUGUGUCUAUCUAAAAGCUUCUUAAACUCCACCAAACUGCCUGCUUCGACUACUACCCCUGCUAACCCAUUCCAGGCAUCCACCAUUCUCUGCAUAAUAAAAAUUGCCCCUCAUGUCACCUUUUAAACUUUCCCCCCUCUAACCUUAAAAGCGUAUCCUCUGGUAUUUGACAUUUCUAUCCUGGGGAAAAUAUUCUGACUGUCUACCUUAUCUAUAUCUCUCAUAAUUUUAAAAACCUCCAUCAGGUCUCAGCCUCCAAAGCUCUAGGGAGAACAACCCACAUUUGUCCAACCUCUCCUUAUAGCUCAGAGCUCACACCCUCUAAUCUAGGCAGGAUCGGGGUAAAUCUCUUCUGCACCCUUUCCACAGUCUCCACAUCUUUCCGAUAAUGGGGCGACCAGAAUUGCACACGGUACUCCACGUGUGGCCUGAUUUAAAGUUUUAUACAGCAAUUGCUAUUAAGAUUUUCUGUAGCAGGAAAAGAAAAGAAGUGUUAGAAUCUUUAUACAUCCCUUUUUGCUUGGAAAUAUGGAAAGACGACAGGUUUAGAUUGAAUUGUGAUACCUCCACAUUUGAACAAUUUACUGAAACUUUAUGCACGUAUAAAAAAAAAUUAAAGCUAGCUAGUUAGUAUUGAAGAUAUCACUAGCAUCAGUAGAACACAAAGUGACAUUUGUAGAGCUGAGAAAUUUGGACCUACGUGACAGUAUCAUUACCUGCCUUUAUAGCACAUUCCUGCUUAAGCAGCUUUAGUUUGUUUCAAGUUCCUUGCAGUCUGCAGUAAUUAGUUCAUCCAAUUUCAAACCGGCAAGAAUAGAGUUCUUUUGAGUAAGAACAUUAAUCCAAAAGAGUUUGCAAACAAGAGCAUUGUGUUUUCAGCUAAAUCCAAGUGCGCUUUUAUUUUUGGAACUAGGGUGUGAAUGGGAUUGUUAGUUUUACACUGCUCAAAGUAGACUUCAAUGAAGGGUUUGAAUCAUUUUGUGUUUCAGUGGGUCCAUUAGAUUUUUAUCAGGUGAUAAAUGAGCCUUCACUCAUUUCUCUGCCUUCCUGCAUUAGGACAGUUAUGUUGGAAUAAGUAAAACAUUCUUGUCCCAUAUGAAUGUAAUUGAACACAAACUACAUUGCCAGAAAUGCCUUUCAUAAUCAGUACUACAGAUCGUAGGCAAUUCAAACAAGAAGCUGGAGGAACUCAGCAGGUCAGGUAGCAUCUCUGCAGAUACUACCUGACCUGAUGAGUUCCCCCAGGUUUGUUGCUUUGGAUUCCAGCAUCUGCAGUCUCUUGUGUCUCCAUUAUAGGAGAUUGGCUGUAGAAAAUUCAUAAAUGCAUUUAUAAAGAUUCAGCAUCAUCCAGUACUCUGAAAAUGUGGCCCCUUGGGAAAUGAGCAACGGUGAAAUUCAAGGCCAAAGCAUCUAAAGUGCCAAGUAUAUAAAUUAAUUUGCCAGAUUCAUUGAAAAUAUAAUUACAUUUUUAUAUCAUUCAAAAUGUUCACUUGUUUGAAAAAUAUUUCCUAUCACUAUCAUUGUGUAAGUUCAGACCUGGUCGGUAAAGCAAGCAGUGUGUUGUUUUGUUUUCCACUUCCAGUCCACUACAGAAGGUCAGGUUAUCAAAUAAUUUGAUUUUUGGUGGAGGGGCAAAAAGACACUAAGGUCUCUCCUUUUAUAUGUCAGGCUUCACAUUACUUGGAGAAAAGAUAAACCCUUGCCUUGUGUUGUAAGGCUGGCUCAAAAUGAAGUGGUUUUGGUUGCAUUAAUGAACAAGUUUUUGACAUUUCUCGUUGCCUAAAUCCAAUUUCUGCAUGAGUAUUAAUGAGUAUUACUUGUACCCAGUUAAUAGAAUUGGGGAGUAAUCUGUUCUGAGAGGCAUAGACUUGAGGGCUGAAUGGCCUAUAUUAUGAGGCAGUGUAUGCUUUUCUUUUACAAUAAAUGUACAAUGAACAAGGGAUUGGAGAGCCUGCUGGUAAGAUGCACAACUUAAUCUUGCAGAAGAUGUAUUAAGUUUUGUUGCAUCUGUCCGAAGCAAUUUGUAAAGUCAAAUGAGUUGAUGCCCUGCAGUAGUUUUUUUUCUGUAUCUGAUCAUUUAACCAGUAAUUGUCCAGUCACAUGUUGUGCUGAAAUAGUAACCCUGUUUACUCUUGGCUUAGUUAUAUCAAACACUUUGGACACAUUUACAAACAAGUGUUUGUGAUUCAAUGUGGUCACUUCAUAUGUGAAGAUUUCUUUACAGGUGAGAAAAACUGUGGAAAGGAAAAGAUCACUUCUCUGGCAGCCUAAAAUGCCCUUUAACACAUUCAGUUAGAUUCUAAACGCUAAAUGUUUCCAAACAUUUAUCAGUUUUUUUUGAGGAAAAGAAAAUCCCAGCACUUAUUUUAAUUUUCAUUCAGCAGCUUGCUUUAAUAUUAUUGACUUUAGCAUCUCCCCACCUGACUUACUAUAUUGAAAUUGUCUGAAGUUGUUUACCUGCAACAUUAAUAUGAUACCAUUGGACCUUGUAAUAACGUGAGUCUAUUUGUUGGAUACAUGAUUAAUAGUAAUUACUAAUUUUAAUGAGUAUUUGGCUUUAGCUGUGCCAAAAUUCAUAGCAAUUUACCUACAAUUAAUAUGUAAUAUUAGAAUGUACUUAUAUGCUUGCAUGCUCAGAUUGCUUUGAAAUUUAAGAUAUCUUUAUUAGUCACAUGUACAUCGAAACACACAGUGAAAUGCAUCUUUUGCGUGGAGUGUUCUGGGGGCAGCCCGCAAGUGACGCUACGCUUCUGGCGCCAACGUAACAUGCCCACAACUUCCUAACCCAUACGUCUUUGGAAUGUUGGAGGAAACCCACGCAGACAUGGUCUUUCCUCAUGGUGUUACCAUGUAUACAGUGUUAAUAUUUUAGCUAAUCCUUUGAUCCUUUCAUUCAUUUUGUUCUUUUUUUGACUACAUUCCUUUCUUUUACUUGUGUGUCACUUUUUUUAAUAUUAGCUUUAUUAUAUUCAUUUAAGAAGUGUUUUGCUGCUAUAUUGGAACUGAUAAGUACUCAUGUAGGAUAAUUGAGUAGCAAGAUUUUAGGGAAAUGAUUUAAUUUCUCAGAUAUAGUUUAUAGAUGAGGUACACAACAUACUUCCUUUAUUUAGAUAGAUUAACCUGUAUAGCUUUAAAUUCUGUUGCGAACAGUUCAGUUAUGAUGGAGAUAACAUUAUGCAUCUAUUCAAAAAUCAAAAACGACAGAUGCCGUAAAUCUGAAAUAAAUCUGGAAUCACUCACCAGAUCAGCAGCAUCUGUGGAGAGAGCAGCAAAGUUAACUUUUCAGUCAAUAACCUUACUGAGAACUGUUCUACUAAUGGUGAACUACUUGAAAUGUUUAACCCUCUUUCUCUCUUCACAGUUGUUGUCCUACUGCUAUAGUAGUUUGUUUUUAUUUGUGAGCCUUUUGUGUGGUUUUAUACAUAACUUUGUAAUACUGUAUUUGCUGUACUGUUUGGCUUAAUUUUGAACCAAUUUUCUACAACACGAGCUACUAAGUGCUGUGACAUUUUGUGUGAAUGAGAAUUGUUUUAGUUGUGCUGAAAUGAUAAUACAGUGCAUAUUUGUACAAAUCUGAAUCUUAUGUCUUUUUGAUUAAACAAAAAAAAAUGGCCUAAGUCAGUAGCCAGGGCUAUAGAAUACUGUUCUUGAGAGAUGUCUGAAUUGAGUGAAUAGUUUGGUAAAUGCUCUGUCACCUUGCUGCAUUAAAAGGUAAAUGGCAAAUGUGAAUCUUGGAGUUAAUGGCAUUGGAAAGCUAUCAGUGUUAUACACAAGUUUUGCCCCAAAAUAAAACAAUGCAUUGUCUUAUUUACCUUUGCAUGCCCAUGGGGUUUGAGAUACAAAAGUGUUGGGAGGGUAAUGUGUUAAAGUCUUGCUUAUUUCAUAAACUAUGCUGGUGUACAUUUUGUGUAGUUUCCAUGUUUUUAAAAAGGCUACAGUAAAUAGUGUCUGGAUUUAUCUGAAAUGUGACUACCAACAACUCAAAUCAUGGUUCCAUUUUGACCUGCAAGUAAUAAUGAUUUAUGUAACAAUUUCUUUGAGGUAUAUUGAUAUCAAACUUGACUAUAAUGAUCCAAACAUUGUAUGUUUCUUUAAAGUGGUUUGGGGGUGGUGGGCACCAGGGUUGUUGUUGGUUGUCAGGUAAUGCAUCUGCAGUGUUUGGCCAGUGACAGCUCAGCUCCCGUGUACGUUAUCCAAGGACACUGGACAUGAGCCACACAACUAAGAACAUUUGAUGCGCAUUUUGUGCAAAAGAUAUACUGUACAUGGUGUGGUAUCUACACAGUGCAAUAAUGCUUCCAAUAACCCACUGCUUAACUGGGUAGGGUGUUUCCCCUUGCCCAAUUAAACCUUUGAAUACUAGUAUAGUGUUGAUACAGCAUAAACAUUAAAAUCCAUAUAAAGAGGUUCAAAAGAUACAAUACUGUGAAAUAAAGAGUAAUUCUAUGUUUCCAUUCCAGUUGUUGUAUUUUGUAAUUCUUUUAUGAGAUUUACACAAUUUCUACAAAUGCUAUGUAGUUAUUAUGCAAUAUUUCAAAAUGUUGCUUAUACUUAAACUUGUAUAUAAAGGGAUAUGGUUCAAAUAAUGCAAAGUCAGGAAUUGGAGCUGGAAAAAGCCUUGUUUUGAAUCAGGUACUUCGUUAUUAGAUUGUGUACAUAUGUAUAUUUUGACCACACAUAUCUGGAAAGCUGAAGAAAAAGGUAUUUUGUUCUCAGUGAGUUGAACAGAGUAGCAAUCUUAAUUUAAGAUGGAUGGUCUGUCCCAUUAUCAACAUACACUUGACCACGUACAAUGCCACUACCACCUUAACCCAAAGAGGCAUCCGGUUGAAGAAGUAGUCUUGUGAUUGCCCGCAACUACGUUAUUACAUGGACAUUUUCCCAAUAUUUACCUCAAAAUCAAGGGAGAUUUUCUAUUGUCUUGUCAAUAUAACUGCAGUGGUAAUCAUAAAAUAUUUACAGAUGUACAAUACCUAGCUAUUGUAAUGUAAGAUGUUUGUUGUAUUUAUUUUCCUGAAUCUUGUAUAAGCAGCACACUGAACCAAAAUUGUGAUCAUUGAAGCUGUGCAUGUAACCAGUAGUUUACAUUUUUGUACAUUGCUUAUCUUUGUAUGAUUCCGUAUUUAAACUAUGAUCAACAAAAAAAAUCUUAAACCAAAACAAUUUCAGAUAAAGCUGCAUGCACAGUUUGUUCUGAAAUAUAAAUGAUUAAAACUAUCAGAGAAUA
Messenger RNA from Pristis pectinata (smalltooth sawfish), 10773 nucleotides. RefSeq names its product SKI-like proto-oncogene a (gene skila). Gene Ontology annotation, cellular component: nucleus. The record is from RefSeq and is a predicted model, not a curated record. Gene Ontology annotation, biological process: negative regulation of BMP signaling pathway. The transcript has 7 exons. Gene Ontology annotation, molecular function: RNA polymerase II cis-regulatory region sequence-specific DNA binding; SMAD binding; DNA-binding transcription factor activity, RNA polymerase II-specific. The coding region runs from base 741 to 2891 and encodes 716 amino acids. Lineage: Eukaryota; Metazoa; Chordata; Chondrichthyes; Rhinopristiformes; Pristidae.